CCAAAAAGCAGUGGCGGAUUUCCGGGUGUACCUUCGCUUUAAGGCUCGUGGGAUCUUUCGCCGAAUCCGCGGGAAGUAGAAAGGCAGUUUACGACAGUGCCGGUCGUGUUUACGGCGCCGGCUUCUGCGCGCGCAUGUUCCCUCCUCUCCCGGUCCUUCUGAUUGCUGCGGGCAGGGCCUUCUCUGUCCCGGACCAUCUGUCGCCAUCCAGGCCGCCCGAGGCCUUUGCAGUUCUAGAAGAUGGCGAAGUUCAUGACACCUGUGAUCCAGGACAAUCCCUCAGGCUGGGGUCCCUGUGCGAUUCCUGAGCAGUUUCGGGAUAUGCCCUACCAGCCAUUCAGCAAAGGAGACCGGCUAGGAAAGGUCGCAGACUGGACAGGUGCCACGUACCAAGAUAAGAGGUAUACAAAUAAGUAUUCCUCUCAGUUUGGUGGCGGAAGUCAGUAUGCUUAUUUCCAUGAGGAGGAUGAAACCAGUUUCCAGCUGGUGGAUACGGCACGCACACAGAAGACUGCCUACCAGCGGAACCGGAUGCGGUUUGCACAGCGGAACCUCCGUAGAGACAAAGAUCGGCGGAACAUGAUACAAUUCAACCUGCAAACCCUGCCUAAGAGUGCCAAGCAGAAAGAAAGAGAACGUAUACGGCUACAGAAAAAAUUCCAGAAACAAUUUGGUGUGAGGCAGAAGUGGGACCAAAAAUCACAGAAACCCCGAGACUCUUCAGUUGAAGUUCGUAGUGACUGGGAGGUGAAAGAGGAAAUGGAUUUUCCUCAAUUAAUGAAGAUGCGCUACUUGGAAGUAUCAGAGCCACAGGACAUCGAGUGUUGUGGAGCCCUGGAAUACUAUGACAAAGCUUUCGACCGCAUCACCACGAGGAGUGAGAAGCCACUGCGGAGCAUCAAGCGCAUCUUCCACACGGUCACCACCACAGAUGACCCUGUCAUCCGGAAGCUGGCAAAAACCCAGGGGAAUGUGUUUGCCACCGAUGCCAUCCUGGCCACGCUGAUGAGCUGCACGCGCUCAGUGUACUCCUGGGACAUCGUUGUCCAAAGAGUCGGGUCCAAGCUGUUCUUUGACAAGAGAGACAACUCUGACUUUGACCUCCUGACAGUGAGUGAGACGGCCAAUGAGCCCCCUCAGGAUGAAGGUAAUUCCUUCAACUCACCCCGAAACCUGGCCAUGGAGGCGACCUACAUCAACCACAAUUUCUCCCAGCAGUGCUUGAGGAUGGGGAAGGAAAGAUACAACUUCCCCAACCCAAACCCAUUCGUGGAGGACGACAUGGAUAAGAACGAAAUUGCCUCCGUUGCUUACCGUUACCGCAGGUGGAAGCUUGGCGAUGACAUUGACCUUAUUGUCCGCUGUGAGCAUGAUGGCGUCAUGACGGGAGCCAAUGGGGAAGUGUCCUUCAUCAACAUCAAGACACUCAACGAGUGGGACUCCAGGCACUGUAACGGCGUUGACUGGCGGCAGAAGCUGGACUCGCAGCGUGGAGCCGUCAUCGCCACCGAGCUCAAGAACAACAGCUACAAGCUGGCCCGGUGGACCUGCUGUGCUCUGCUGGCCGGGUCCGAGUACCUCAAGCUCGGUUAUGUGUCCCGGUACCACGUGAAGGACUCCUCUCGCCACGUUAUCCUGGGCACCCAGCAGUUCAAGCCCAAUGAGUUUGCCAGCCAGAUCAACCUGAGCGUGGAGAACGCCUGGGGCAUCCUGCGCUGCGUCAUCGACAUCUGCAUGAAGCUGGAGGAGGGCAAGUACCUCAUCCUCAAAGACCCGAACAAGCAGGUCAUCCGUGUGUACAGCCUGCCCGAUGGCACCUUCAGCUCUGAUGAAGACGACGAGGAUGAGGAAGAGGAGGAGGAGGAAGAGGAAGAGGAAGAAACUUAAACUAGACUGAUGUGCAACCAGAGUUUGUAAUUCUACCAGUCCUGGGAGGGCCCUUGAUGCCUACAGGAAAGUCCAUCUGUCUCCUGCUCUCUGCCAGUUGGCAGGUGGAAUAAAGUUGAAGUCUUCUUAG
Messenger RNA from Heterocephalus glaber (naked mole-rat), 2017 nucleotides. RefSeq names its product eukaryotic translation initiation factor 3 subunit D (gene Eif3d). Gene Ontology annotation, biological process: translational initiation. NCBI's taxonomy places the organism in Eukaryota, Metazoa, Chordata, Mammalia, Rodentia, Bathyergidae. Gene Ontology annotation, cellular component: eukaryotic translation initiation factor 3 complex; cytoplasm. The record is from RefSeq and is a predicted model, not a curated record. Gene Ontology annotation, molecular function: translation initiation factor activity.